Penicillium bovifimosum is the source of this 417-nucleotide messenger RNA. RefSeq lists its product as uncharacterized. Bases 1 to 417 code for a protein of 138 amino acids. NCBI's taxonomy places the organism in Eukaryota, Fungi, Ascomycota, Eurotiomycetes, Eurotiales, Aspergillaceae. The transcript has a single exon. The record is from RefSeq and is a predicted model, not a curated record.
AUGUCUCAGCUUAGCACGUCUACAUGCCCCAUUUGCGAAGGUGUUGUUGUUGUUGCAUUGUUUAACGUCCGGCGCCCGCCGGGUGAGAACGGCCGCCGGACGUUAAACAAUGCAACAACAACAAUACCUUCGCAAAUCCGCAAUGGCCGACAAUCCAGCCUGAGACCUGAGCUUAUACCCGGAGGGGGUCCGCCGGGAGUAUCCCCCAUGUCUUUCGAUUCAAGCCCCAACGACUUGCAUGCGCUGGAUACGGACGACCAGUUCAACAUCACAGUUGAGCUAGAUACAGUCGUGCGUCAGCAGGGCCCGGACGCAGAGAUCGUUACCUCAGUUCCUCAGACCACCGCAUAUGAUUCUGCCACGCUAUACAUGCUGAUAGGCCUGUAUUUACAUGCAAUGGGAGCCAAGCCUGGCUGA